Molecule: messenger RNA, 2563 nt
Organism: Magallana angulata
Lineage: Eukaryota; Metazoa; Mollusca; Bivalvia; Ostreida; Ostreidae
Product: leucine-rich repeat-containing protein 43-like
Exons: 18
Coding region: 60-2249 (729 amino acids)
Molecular function (GO): protein binding
Source: RefSeq, a predicted model, not a curated record
UGAAAAAAGAGCGUCAAAAUGGAGGACUAGGUUACCAAAACAUAAAAAUUACCGCGAAAAUGACAGCAGUUAGCACCGAAAGAGCUUACUCUGCAUUUGAAAAACAACUUAGAACUUUAUGUUUACGCGAAUUUCCAUGCGGAACUGGUUCUUGGAGAGAAACUAAAACCAAAAAUCUUCAAUUGCUCAAAUCAAAAGACAAUGUGGAUAGCCGAUUUUCCGUAACAUUAAAAGAUUUUGGUGCUGAUCAUGAGAAGACAGAAAACUUAGAAGAGCAUGUUACCUCCAAAUACUCCCCAUGGCAUUUGGAUUACAGCUGGAGUAAAGAAGCGAAGAAACUUAGAGAGCUGGCUGUGAAAUCCCCAUGGCUCAUAGAUGACAACUUCAUAUUAAGUUUUUUCAAAACACUUAGAAUCUGUGAUAAAAAUGUAACUGAAGUUGAUGAAAACCUACUAAAAUUCAAGGCACUUGAAGAGUUAACACUAAGUGCUAACAGAAUCAUAACAGUCAACUCUAAAAAUUUACCAACAUCUCUAAAGGUUUUGGAAUUGUGUGCCAAUCAGAUCAGUGAUAUCUCUGCAUUAUGUGUCCGUCCACCCCCAUUGAUCCACCUAGGGCUAGGCUCCAACAAAAUCUCUUUUAUUGGAGAUUACCUGACUGGAGAUUAUUGGCCAAAUCUACUCUCUUUAGAUUUAAGCCAUAAUAAUUUAAGUGACCUCCUAGAUGUCAUUAGGAAACUUGGAUCCUUGCCAAAGUUACGGAACCUUAUUCUACAAGGCAAUCCUCUCUCGCUCAUUCCAGGUUACCGUGGUUACACCAUAGACAGUUUACGGAAGCUGAGCAUUCUUGAUGACAUCAUGAUAUCAGCUGAUGAAAAACAUCACUACAAAGGCUUGGCUAGAAGACGAGAGUACAUUUUGGAUGAAGCUAAAGUGUCUUUAGAAGUUACAUAUAUCAAAGGUGUCCCCAUGCCAGAUGAACUGAAGAAUCCAGAGGAACAACCAGAGUUCCCCAAGAUUGAAAGAAAGUAUUUCGUACAGUUUAUGUUUCCACAAGAUGUGUCUCAAAAAGCAGAGAUCUUCCAAAUCUGUGAUGACGACUUUAAUGGCCUUUCACCUCUUCCAGUCUCCGAGGGGUCACAGUUUACACCACAGCCUACGAGUCCAAUACUGGAGGAAGGAGAAUUACGAGUAUACUCACAGCAGAGUCAGAACACGGAGGCGGUUAAAAAUGUAAACUUCACCGCUCAGCCAGAGGUGGUGUCUGCCAGAGAACCAACAGCUGAAUAUGAACGUCCUCCGGAUGAAAUUCCUCUUUCUGUGACUCCCAAGCAAAGCGAAGAAGCAGAACAGGAUGAAACGAUGGAAGCUAAAACAGAAAUUCAGCUAGAAGCCAUAAAGUCAGAAGGCGGAAUAUGGGCUGAGGAGAUUGAGUUAAACUGGUCUCAAGUAGCAGUGCGAGAUGAACUCUUGACCCUGCGAAACUUCUUGAAGCAAGGAAUGGAUUUUUCUGUUGUAGAGGAAAUGGUCCUUUGCUAUCAAAAUGAUGACCCCUCAAACCCCAGUUCACCCACAAGCAAGGGCAAAGAGGGCAAAGAUAAGAAAGAUGCCAAGAAAUCAGAUAAGAAAGAUGAGAAAGGAAAAGGAGGAAAAGAUGAUAAAAAAGAUGACAAGAAAGGAGGGAAGAAAAAGAAAGAGCCAGAAGUGGAACUAAAGCGGAUGCCCCCCACAUACACCACACUAGCCAUGUGGCACAUUCCACUGGUGGAUUUCUUGGAAGGGGAGUAUGAGUUCCGCUCCGUGUUCACACAGGGAGGAGUGGAAGUGGCAUCAACUAUAAAAAGUCUGGACAUUGGAAAGAAAGACAAAGAUAAGAAAAAACCUGGCUCCUCAAAACCAAAGAAAGAUGAAAAAGGAGGAAAAGAUUCUAGACGUUCCAGUGUUAUUGGAAAGAUGAAAGCAGGCAGUGCGAGGUCUCGAUCAGGUGGAAAAACUCCUAGUUCCGUCAGCUCACAUGGGGGAAGGAAAAUGAGUGCAGCUGGUCAGAAAAAGGAUGAUAAGAAAGGAGACAAAGGGAAGGGUGGUAAGGCCGCUGCUCCCGCUCCCGAGGAAGAGGAGGACCAGGGUCCACCACCUCCACUGGAGGUUCAGGUAGCAGUCAGGCUUCAUCACUGGAAAACAGCCAUGGACUCUCUAAAAGAGGAGGAAGAAAAGAACAAGGCAAUGGCUGAGGAGCAGCAACAGGGGUGAUAACUUACUGCCUGAAGAUUAAGAAGAUUUUAAGGAAUCAUGGAACUGUUUUGGAAAGACAAUCUAGUGAAUAAAAAAUUCUUAUGGAACAUCAAGAGUAAAAACCUAUUAUCAAACAGAAACCAAAUGUGCUGUAUAAAGAAAUCAUGACUUUAUAUAUCUAAACAUGUAUGAUCACUCACUUCUAAGUGCAUAAUAAUGUGAAAAUCCUGAAGAGUGCACAUUUAUCUUGAAGAUUUUUGUCUUUAAUCUGUGAUAAUUCUGUGCAGGUGUUGUAAUCUAUUAUGUGAUAUUAAAAUGAUUGUUAUUUUUAA